GUCACCGUCUUCGCCUCCUCCACGCCGCAGACGGCGCCCGCGUACGUCGAGGCGUCGGCCGCCUUCGGCCGCGGCAUCGCCGACGCGGGCUGUAUAGCCGUAUUCGGCGGCGGCAACGCCGGCUGCAUGGGCGCCUUCUACGAGGCGGUGCUCGCGGCCGGCGGCCGCGUGCGCGGCAUCACGCACCGCAUGUUUGUCAAGCCGGGCGGCUCCUCGCUCUCCGAGGAGAACGCAGCGGCGCUCGAGUCGCUCGAGAUCGUCGAGGGCUCGGACCUGACCAUGCGCAAGCGGAGGCUGCUCGACGCGGGAGACUGCCUCGUCACCCUACCCGGCGGCGUCGGCACCUUUGACGAGCUCUUCAUGGCAGUCGCCGAGGUGGGUGUCGGCUGCGGCUCGCUGCCGGUGCUGCUGCUCAACGUCAACGGCUACUAUGAUGGCGUGAUCGCGCAGAUGCAGCGCGCGUUCGACGACGGGAUGCUACGCCACCCUGUGGCGCACUACUACAGCGUUGCAAGCACGCCGCAGGAGGCGGUCGCGUGGUGCCUCAAGCAGACG
Messenger RNA from Emiliania huxleyi CCMP1516, 555 nucleotides. RefSeq lists its product as hypothetical. Gene Ontology annotation, molecular function: hydrolase activity, hydrolyzing N-glycosyl compounds. Gene Ontology annotation, biological process: cytokinin biosynthetic process. NCBI's taxonomy places the organism in Eukaryota, Haptophyta, Isochrysidales, Noelaerhabdaceae. The record is from RefSeq and is a predicted model, not a curated record. The annotation marks the transcript as partial. Gene Ontology annotation, cellular component: cytosol. The transcript has a single exon.